AUGGGCAAAUUCCGUCCCAGCAACAUCCUCGGCGAUCCAUUCGCCCUCGCCACCAUCUCCAUCUCCAUCCUGGCGUGGCUGAUCGCAUUCAUUUCAUCCAUCAUUGCCGAUGUGCAAGACACCAAGUAUCCCAACUACUCAUGGUGGGCCAACAGUUAUAUGGCCUGCGUCAUCAUUGGUCUGAUUGUGACCUUUGGCACUGACACCGGCCAUGUUUAUGGCGUCGCGAUCGUCGGAUACCUUGGCUGUGGCCUCGUUCUGACAUCGCUGAGCGCAAACAACACCAUAUACGAAGCCCAAGGCUCAAUGCAAGCCGCGGGUGCCGGUUUUAUCCUGCUCUCAAUGGUCAUCAUCGUCUGGAUCUUCUACUUUGGCUCCACCCCCCAAGCCUCGCACCGCGGGUUCAUCGACUCCUUCGCUCUGAACAAGGAACAGCCCGCAGAGCCAUCCUACCGCGGUAGUCGCCCUAUGUCCAGCGCAUUCGGAGCCCGCCCCGAGACCAUGGCCACCAACAACACCCCGCAGAUGUACACCUCUGCCCAACUAGGUGGCUUUGAGACCUCGUCCCCCGUGUCCGGCUACCCCGGUGGUGCGCCCGGCGCCGAACGCAACUCCUCCGCUCCUCGCUUCGGCACACCCAGCGGCGUCCCCAACAACGGCGAACAAGAAACCGGCGAAGUGCCCCAGCCCACCGAUUACCCCUACCGCGCGAAGGCGAUCUACUCAUACGACGCCAACCCCGAAGAUGCGAAUGAAAUCAGCUUCGCCAAGCACGAGAUCCUCGAGGUAUCAGAUGUCAGUGGCCGAUGGUGGCAGGCUCGGAAAUCCAACGGAGACACCGGCAUUGCACCCUCCAACUACUUGAUCCUUCUGUGA
Messenger RNA from Penicillium antarcticum, 876 nucleotides. It is a transcript of the gene sho1, whose product is annotated as osmosensor SHO1. Bases 1 to 876 code for a protein of 291 amino acids. The transcript is spliced from 3 exons. NCBI's taxonomy places the organism in Eukaryota, Fungi, Ascomycota, Eurotiomycetes, Eurotiales, Aspergillaceae. Gene Ontology annotation, molecular function: protein binding. The record is from RefSeq and is a predicted model, not a curated record.